Dissoconium aciculare CBS 342.82 is the source of this 981-nucleotide messenger RNA. RefSeq lists its product as uncharacterized. The transcript has 5 exons. The record is from RefSeq and is a predicted model, not a curated record. NCBI's taxonomy places the organism in Eukaryota, Fungi, Ascomycota, Dothideomycetes, Mycosphaerellales, Dissoconiaceae. The coding region runs from base 1 to 801 and encodes 266 amino acids.
AUGCACUUCCUAUCCCUUCUUUCCCUCGCCGCGGCAGCCACGGCUAAAGUCCUCGUCAAGUACGAUGCGGACGCCAAUGACGAUCUCUCCAGAUUCGGGCAAGUGAACUACGACUGCUGGAGCAGCAACGAUUGUGGCACGGCAAACUUCGAUGCUGUCAACGGGAAUGCCUCACUGCACUUCAGGGCAGGCUACGAUGACCAAGGCGUCCGCGCCGCGGAGGUGCACAAGGCCAAGGGAUUCCACCGAGCAGAACACCACAUUUAUCCCGGAAACACCGAAGUAGACCAGACCUACUACAUGGGCUACAAAGUCCGCUGGGACACGGUGGGAAGUGGUCUCAUCGUGUUUCAAUUCAAGUCCUACCACAAGCCCUACGCGCAAUACGGCUAUGCAAACAUCCCCGUCGGACUCCUCUUCAAGGACGGGAGCCCCGUGUUGACCCUCGCCGCGAUCCAAAAACCCGACGCCAACCCCGGCAGCAACCAGCCGAAGGCGGUGUGGUCGAAAGCGCUCGACCUCGGGACCGUCUACCAAUUCGGCAUCGUGAUCAACACCUCGCAGAGCCAGGGGUUCCUCCAGGUGUAUUUCAACGGCAAGCUCAUCACCAUGACGGAUCCGUACACGGGCGAGAAGACGCAGAAGCUGGCGGGGAACUUCUUCCCCGGAGGAGAUCAGGGCGCGGCGGACCCCAAGAUCGGCAUGUACGGCGGCAACGACGUGGUCGAUAAUGGGUAUAUCUAUGAUUUUGUCUUGGCGGAUUCCCUGGCGGAUAUCAAGAGUGUCGCUGGGAUCGCUUAGAUGAUGAUGAUGGUUGGAGCCUGGCGCGGGAAGGUCUGUGCAUGAAAAGCUAUCGAGGUUUGUGUUUAUGUCAAGGUAUGGGCUCGUGGGUGGAUGGACUGAGACGCCCUUUCAAGACCAGGGCGAAGGCGAUGGUAUUUUCUCUGCUUGGGUUUCAAGAUGAGGGAGCAUUGUGAGUGA